Macrosiphum euphorbiae (potato aphid) is the source of this 336-nucleotide messenger RNA. Lineage: Eukaryota; Metazoa; Arthropoda; Insecta; Hemiptera; Aphididae. The record is from the annotation of a GenBank genome assembly.
AUGUAUUCAAUCAACGCUGUCCAGUUACAUUUAGCCAGGAGACGUGAAGUCAAAUACGCUGUUGGGCCAAUAGAAAAGUUCUGCUUUUUCAGAAGUAAUGUUUUGGUGAACGAAGUAAGAUCUGCAUCUUCCGUGGCCAUAAAUCUAACCUGCAAUGGUUCUAACUUGCAAGAUAAGCAUGUUGCUACGUUGGACCCAGCUGCGAUAGCCGUGAAGACGGUCCAACCCUGCAGACGGCGUUCUGAUUCGACGGCCUCACUAGAUGACAGGAAUCUAGUUGAGUCCAAGAAACGUUUGAGGUCCACUGCUUACGACGCAGUUUUUUUCGACGCCUAA